Molecule: messenger RNA, 2618 nt
Organism: Pteropus alecto (black flying fox)
Lineage: Eukaryota; Metazoa; Chordata; Mammalia; Chiroptera; Pteropodidae
Gene: CRTC2
Product: CREB regulated transcription coactivator 2
Exons: 14
Coding region: 127-2187 (686 amino acids)
Biological process (GO): positive regulation of transcription by RNA polymerase II
Cellular component (GO): cytoplasm; nucleus
Molecular function (GO): cAMP response element binding protein binding
Source: RefSeq, a predicted model, not a curated record
GUUGGCUUGGGGGCGGGGGACGGUCCGCUCGCCCCAGUCUGGCCGCGCCGACUUGGUACUCUCCAGUCUGGUCCCUCGCCCCGUGGGGCCACUCUCGGCGCUUCAGCGCCUCCGGGAAAGGGCCCCAUGAGUGGUUUGAACAGCAGCGUUGGGUAUAGUGGGGCAGGAAGUCCCCUCCUGCGUCCCGUCCCUUUGCUUCCUUUUUCAAAUACUUCUUGUGGUUUCCUGACGCGAGGGAAGCUGCAGGCCCAGAAACUGCGACUGGCCUACACGAGGAGCUGCCACUACGGCGGGUCCCUGCCGGACGUGAACCAGAUUGGCUGCGGCCUGGCCGAGCUCCAGAGCCCCCUCCACUCACCGUCGGACUCGUCCCGGAGCACUCGGCACCACGGGCUGGUGGAACGGGUGCAGCGAGAUCCCCGGAGGAUGGUGUCCCCACUCCGCCGCUACCCCCGCCACAUUGACAGCUCUCCCUACAGCCCUGCCUACUUGUCCCCUCCCCCGGAGUCCAGCUGGCGGAGGACAAUGCCUUGGGGCAAUUUCCCUGCAGAGAAGGGGCAGUUGUUCCGACUUCCGUCCGCACUUAACAGGACAAGCUCUGACUCUGCCCUUCACACGAGCGUGAUGAACCCCAGCCCUCAGGACACGUACCCAGGCCCCGCACCUCCCAGCAUCCUGCCCGGCCGCCGUGCAGGUUAUCUGGAUGGUGACAUGGACUCCAAAGCCCUGUCAUCUUCAGUCUGUCUCCCUCAAGCCCCAGCUAUUGAGGAGAACCUGCUCGCUGACAAGCACCUGCUAAAGCCCUGGGAUGCCAAGAAGCUGUCCUCGUCCUCCUCCCGACCUCGGUCCUGUGAAGUCCCUGGAAUUAACAUCUUUCCGUCCCCUGACCAGCCCGCCAACGUGCCUGUCCUCCCACCUGCCAUGAACACGGGAGGCUCCCUGCCUGACCUCACCAACCUGCACUUUCCCCCACCGCUGCCCACCCCCCUGGACCCCGAGGAGACGGCCUAUCCCAGUCUGAGUGGGGGCAACAGCACCUCCAAUCUGACCCAUACCAUGACCCACCUGGGCAUCAGCGGGGGCCUGGGCCUCGGCCCGGGCUAUGAUGCGCCAGGACUCCACUCACCUCUCAGCCACCCGUCCUUGCAGUCCUCCCUAAGCAAUCCCAACCUCCAGGCCUCCCUGAGCAGCCCGCAGCCGCAGCUGCAGGGCUCCCACAGUCACCCCUCGCUGCCCGCCUCCUCCUUGGCCCGCCACGCACUGCCCAGCACGUCCCUGGGUCACCCCUCACUCAGCGCCCCGGCCCUGUCCUCCUCCUCCGCUUCCUCUCCUGGGCUGGGCGCCCCCCCUUACCCAGCUUCUGCCCCCGGGGCCUCCCCCCGCCACCGCCGCGUGCCCCUCAGCCCCCUGAGUUUGCCCGCGGGCCCAGUCGACGCCAGAAGGUCCCAACAGCAGCUGCCCAAACAGUUUUCGCCAACAAUGUCACCCACCUUGUCUUCCAUCACUCAGGGCGUCCCCCUGGACACGAGUAAACUGCCCACCGACCAGCGGCUGCCUCCGUACCCCUACAGCCCCCCAAGUCUGGUUCUGCCCACCCAGCCACCUACCCCAAAGCCUCUGCAGCAGCCGGGGCUGCCCGCUCAGGCCUGCUCAGUGCCGUCCACAGGCAGGCAGCCCCCAGGCAGGCAGCCGCACGGCGGGCCGCUCUACCCACCCAGCUCCAGCGGGCACGGGCAGCGGUCUUAUCACCGGCCGGCGGGAGACUUCGGCCUGGGGGACCUGGAGCAGUUCAGCAUGCAGAGCCCGUCAGCCAGCCUGGCGCUGGAUCCCCCUGGCUUUUCAGAAGGGUCUGGAUUUUCGGGGGGUGAGGGGCCAGUGAGCGGCCUCCAGGACCCCCAUGCCCUCAACCACCAAAACCUGACCCACUGUUCCCGCCUUGGCUCAGGGCCUAACGUCAUCCUCACAGGCGACCCCUCCCCUGGUUUCUCUAAGGAGAUCGCAGCGGCCCUGGCCGCCGUGCCUGGCUUCGAGGUGUCAGCGGCUGGGUUGGAGCUCGGGCUGGGGCUGGAGGACGAGCUGCGCAUGGAGCCGCUGGGCCUGGAGGGGCUCAGCAUGCUGAGCGACCCCUGUGCCCUGCUGCCGGACCCUGCUGUGGAGGACUCAUUCCGCAGUGACCGGCUACAGUGAGGACGCGUGUCGCCUCCCCUCAUCUUGGCCCUGUUCCCCAUCACUGUCCCUCCUCUCCCUUCCCCCUGGCCAGUAGAGACUCCACUCUCUGCCCCCGGAUCCUUUCUAACGUGAAUGCGGGGUCCUGAGAAUGAUAAAAAGCGAGGGGUUUGUCCAGGUGGCUCCUGAAUUCUGCACAAGGGGUGGGCCUGGGGGAGCUCAAGGGAGGGUCUAAAGCACUUGUAACUUUGAACGGUCUGUCUGGAGGUCAGAGCCUGUUGGAGAAAGGGCGGGUAGAGGGGAGCCCCGGAGGCGGGGCUAGUCCAGAUGCCUAGGGGUGGGCAGUGCCAGCCCCUCCUCACCACUCUUCCCUUUGCAGUGGAGGAGAGAGCCAGAGUGGAUAUUAUUUUUUAUUAAAUAUAUUAUAUGUUAAUAAAAAAAUAUCAAACCUU